Megalopta genalis is the source of this 3389-nucleotide messenger RNA. The record is from RefSeq and is a predicted model, not a curated record. NCBI's taxonomy places the organism in Eukaryota, Metazoa, Arthropoda, Insecta, Hymenoptera, Halictidae.
CGCAUCGGUUUACUACGGUGAGGCAUUACUGUAACGUAAUUUAUGUAACGAAAUCUGUACAGCAUCUGUACACCUGCUGAAUCCGUAAAGUCGCAAAAGUCAGACGUCGAUAAAUUUUUAUCCGUAAUAUGUAUUUAUUAACAUUGCAGCUGUUGCGUAAAUAUUUAAUAAUAAACUCAAUUAUUACAAGAGAAUCGAAGAUUGAAGUUGAUUUAAUAAUUACGAUAUUAAUGCAGUCUCGAGUUUCGGCCCUGGCAGCGCUACAGGUGAACUCGAUUUGAACUCCGUCGGCUUUUCAUAUUUAUUGAUCGAGCUUCCGCAGAAUAAAGCCGGAGACUAUGGCUGUCAAACAAAAGUUACACUGACUCUAUCGAACGUAACCGAGUACUUUAAUUAAUAGCAUAUAAUCGAGAUGUAGCAAUAAAAAUUGCAAGAAAUUAAUACUGUUCCAUUACAAAUGACUGAAUAAAGAGGUACUGGAACAGCGAACAUGGAGAAAAGAGGAAGCGCAGAGCUCUUGAACGUGGAGCAAAACAAUUCUAAAAAUGCUAGCUCAGAUUCCCUUAACUCAGAUAGUAAGAGCAGCUCGCUCAAUUCCAAAAUGGGUCAAGAAUCGAAUUUGUCUAGUGGAGAUGCAGGUCCUACACUCCUGAACGGAGAAAGGAUGCAGGGCAUAGCUCACGAGGUAACAUAUCUGUGCCCCUAUUCAGGACCAGCUAGAGGAAUUCUUAGCGUCACAAAUUACAAGCUCCACUUUCGAAGCACCGACCGCGAAACACCGUAUGUCGUUGAAGUGCCUCUGGGUGUGGUAAGCAGAAUCGAGAAGGUCGGCGGAGCGUCUAGCAGGAGAGAGAAUUCCUAUGGAAUCGAAGCGUUCUGCAAGGACAUGCGGAAUCUCAGAUUUGCUCACAAGCAGGAGAAUCAUUCGCGAAGAGAUGUUUUCGAGAAGCUCCAACAGUAUUCAUUCCCGUUGUCUCAUAAGCUACCGUUAUUUGCCUUCGAAUACUCUGAAACGUUCCCCGAGAACGGCUGGAACGUGUACGAGCCCAUAGCAGAGUUGAAGAGAAUGGGCGUGAACAAUGAUAUGUGGAAAAUAUCAAAGAUCAACGACACGUACUCUAUAUGCGACAGCUACCCAGCGGUGUGGGCAGUGCCUACGGCGGCGACCGAUGAAGAUCUACAAGCAUCCGCGGCCUUCAGGAGCAAAGGAAGACUUCCGGUGCUGUCGUGGAUUCAUCCGGAGAGUCAGGCAACGAUCACCCGUUGUGCCCAGCCACUGGUGGGCGUAGGUGGCAAAAGGAGUCGCGAGGACGAAAGAUACGUACAACUGAUCAUGGACGCAAACGCGCAGAGUCACAAAUUAUUUAUUAUGGACGCUCGGCCGAUGCCUAACGCGGUGGCGAAUAAGGCGAAGGGUGGAGGCUAUGAGAACGAAGACGCUUAUCAGAACGCGGAGCUAGUGUUUUUAGACAUUCCUAAUAUUCACGUGAUGAGGGAAAGCCUUAGAAAAGUGAAAGAAUUAUGCUUUCCAAAGAUCGAUGAAGCGAGAUGGUUGUCGGGAAUAGAAUCCACCGUUUGGCUGAAACAUAUCAAGUACGUGCUCGCAGGAGCGCUGAAGAUAGUGGACAAAGUCGACAAUCACAAGACGUCGGUGCUGGUGCACUGUUCCGACGGCUGGGACAGAACGGCGCAGCUCACAGCUCUUGCCAUGUUAAUGUUAGAUCCGUAUUACAGAACUAUCAAAGGUUUUGAGGUUCUUAUAGAAAAGGAGUGGCUGAGUUUCGGCCACAAAUUCCAACAGAGGAUCGGCCACGGCGACGAGCACCACAGCGACGCGGACAGGUCCCCGGUGUUCUUGCAGUUCAUGGACUGCGUGUGGCAAAUCAGCCGUCAGUUGCCGAACGCGUUGGAGUUCAACGAACAUUUUCUUAUCACUAUACUCGACCAUCUGUACUCCUGCAGAUUCGGCACGUUUUUAUACAGCAGCGAACGCGAGAGGGUACAGGCUCAAGUAAAGCAGAAAACCGUCUCGUUGUGGUCGUACACAAACAGUCAAUUAUCACUGUAUCAAAACCCCCUGUACUGGUCACAGCCGACCUACCAACCGGUUCUGCUGCCGAUAGCUAGCAUGAGGUACAUAAGGCCCUGGAAGAGCGUGUACUGCAGAUGGAAUCCUAGUAUGCGACAACAGGAUCCCGUUUAUCAACGAACGAGGGAACUUCUAGUCUUGAACGAGCAACUGGAGAAACAGCUCGAGGAGGGUCGGCGCGAGCAAGCUUCCCGCGCGAACCGAUCGCUGACUUCGCCGGCGCCACCCAGACUGCAUUCCCCGGUUCACUCAUAGUUGACUUCACCCGUCCUCUAACGAUUUGUAGUUAUUGUAAAACGUGCCUCUCAAAUGCUUCCUUCUCGCUCCCCUCGCCGGAGCCAGCGGCGGGCACCGUUCGACUAAAAGAACUUCGCAAUCGCUGUGUAUAUUACGCUCGUUGAUAAAGGAGAAAGAAAGGGAACGCAAGACGUUUACGAAUGUUGCGCAAAUUCACUGUCUACGGGCCUGUCCUCCUUCCCAAUUGAUCGUGGAAUGUAGGAAACACGCGGACUCCUGGAGAAAAAGAGACCAUCGGGUCAGUCGAUACACGCGUUGUGCAUUCCCCGGUUUGCGUUUCGACAUGUAACUUUCGGAAACCUGGUUUCCGGCUCGCCAAUGUUGGCCGAGCUAGUAGCGUCUCGUGUACGUACUCAUUUCAUCAUUUUCUGAUUCGACAGAAUCCUCAACAGAUUUAUGGCAGGCGCCUCCGCGAUCAACGAGAGAACCGUGCUGCAGAUGUAUGUGAUCACUAUCAUUCCGAUGGCCAUGUUACCCUAAGAAAAGAAAAGGAAACGAGACGUUAACCGUUGGUCCGUUCGAUUAGUUGUGGUUCGGUCAACUGAAAAUGUUGCAAUUUACCGUUGAUAGUAUAUCGAAGUAAUGCGGAUACUUAUUGUUCAAGUUCACCGAGCUGAUGAUGAACGGGUUCGCGAGGUAAGCGCAGAACGUGAGCCUGCUCAAUGGUAUGAACAGCUUGAACGACAGGAUCUUGUUCACGAUACCUGCGAGAAGCAAAGAGCUAGAGGAUCGAACGAACCUUCUGUUAUUGAACGAGCAAGCAUUCGAAUUACCUCCGUUGUUCGUGACGCACGCGAACGUCAGCCACGCUAUGCCGAUGCCCCAAAAUGUUCUGGACAAUGAGGUGUAGAUAACGCUUCCGUAGAUCGGCAGAUCUCUUUUCACUCCGGUGAAAAGGAUCCCGCAGUUGCACAGAAUGCUGAGAGUCCAACCGAUCGUUCGGUCCCUCUGAAUUGUCAAUAUUAAUCUUAAUAAUGAUUUUAAUAAAUUUGCAUACCGACGA